ACCACUCAUUUCCUGUGAUCGAUUGGACUUACAUAUGUAUACGCGCCUACAUGCAGAGUCCCAGCGACACCUGCUGGCCGAGUUUCAAUGCUGCCAAAAAAACAAAACAAAACAAAACCCAAAAGGGGGCGGGGGAGAGGAAAGAAGAGGAAAACGGACUGGCAAGCAGAAAUCGAGCAGGACUAGUUACUUCGUGAAUUCAUGCUGGCUAGAAGCUUCACCUGUUGCUUUCCUGCCUGUGCUCAGGCCAGGGAAAAAUAAUUUUAUGCCGCACUGCUAGCAGAAAAUUGAGGGCUUUGACGGACAAUGGGUUAAGCAGUUGCACUGAAGGAAGGAGGAAAAGUAACAUAAUUACUGAAAUACGUGGAACCAUAAUGACCAUUGGCAUAAACAGGCCCGAGGUCAGGAACGCUGUGGACCAGGAGACGGCACGACUGCUGCUGGAUGCAUUCAGAGCAUUUGAAGGGGACCCUUCACUGACCGUGGCAGUACUUCAUGGACUGGGAGGCAAUUUCUGUGCUGGUUAUGAUUUGAAGGAGCUGGCCCACAGCGCAACCUCAAUCAAAUUGGAACAAGAUGUCACCAAAGGUCCUGGUCCCAUGGGUCCUACCCGAAUGACAUUUUCUAAACCAGUGAUUGCUGCAGUGAGUGGCUAUGCAGUGGCUGGUGGACUUGAGCUAUCCCUCCUGGCCGAUUUACGAGUUGUGGAAGAAAGUGCCAUCUUUGGAGUGUUCUGCAGGCGCUUUGGUGUUCCACUGAUAGAUGGAGGUACUGUAAGAUUACCAAAGUUAAUUGGUCUUUCUCGGGCACUGGAACUCAUUCUCACUGGGCGGCCUGUUAGUGCACAAGAAGCAUACCAGUUUGGACUGGCCAAUCGAAUAGUUCCCAAUGGGCAAGCACUGCAGCAUGCCAUUGAAUUGGCAGAACAAAUUUCAGCCUUUCCUCAGCAGUGUAUGCGUGCAGACAGAAACUCGGCUUACUAUGGUGCAUUUGAUACUUCAUCUUUCAUGGAAGCCAUGCAGUUUGAGUAUGACUCUGGACUGCAGGUGAUAUUAAAGGAGUCUAUUCCCGGCGCAAAGAAGUUCAGCUUAGGACAUGGGCGUGGUGGAGCAAAGCUAUAAGGAGCUGAAUAUCACCCCCACAAUCUCUGUAUUGCAAUCACAAAAUAAGGAAAGCUACUUUCACUGUAUGAAUGUAUUGUUGAAUUGUAGAUUUCAUAACUUUUAAACCUUAUAGUCCACCUCCCCUGGGUGAAAAAUUCAGACUUGUGCAACUGCUAACUGGGAUGCAACUUAAAUUUGAAUGUGGUUAAGAAUCACCAUCUAUAUUAUGUAUGUUCUAAAAUGGUUGCAUAAUCACUGAACUGGUGUUUCCACUUAUCUCAGAAAAUGUGGGUUAAUUGCCAUUUCUACCUUUAGAGCUAAUUCUUUUUGUUCCUAAAUUCACUUUGCUGAAUUUAACAUGUUUGUAACUUCAGUUUACAGAAACCUUAAAAAAAGAUAUUGGGCAACUAUUAUUGAUCACUAAAAUAUACCUGAAACUCUAAGAAUACUUACAGGAAAGUAACUUCCUCAGGGAGCAAUUCACAAAGUCUGGCAUCCUUACUGCAUCCCAUACUCACUGGGAAGAAGAGCCAGUGUGGUGUAGUGAUUAAGAGCGUGGGACUGGGACUCAGACGAUCUGGGUUCUAGUCUCCGCUCAGCCAUGGAGCCAACUGGG
Molecule: messenger RNA, 1719 nt
Organism: Varanus komodoensis (Komodo dragon)
Lineage: Eukaryota; Metazoa; Chordata; Lepidosauria; Squamata; Varanidae
Product: mevalonyl-coenzyme A hydratase sidH-like
Exons: 6
Coding region: 375-1121 (248 amino acids)
Molecular function (GO): catalytic activity
Source: RefSeq, a predicted model, not a curated record